This is a messenger RNA of Aphanomyces invadans, 2933 nucleotides long. RefSeq lists its product as hypothetical. Lineage: Eukaryota; Oomycota; Saprolegniomycetes; Saprolegniales; Verrucalvaceae. The transcript has 9 exons. Gene Ontology annotation, biological process: vesicle budding from membrane; late endosome to vacuole transport via multivesicular body sorting pathway. The coding region runs from base 19 to 1398 and encodes 459 amino acids. Gene Ontology annotation, cellular component: multivesicular body. The record is from RefSeq and is a predicted model, not a curated record.
GACAUAUUGGCCGGGACGAUGGCAUUCUUCGAGGAAUGGGAUGACGAUGACCGAAUGGAGGCGCUGUUCAGCUCCAGCGCGAUCUUUGACGCCAAGAUGUUGCACGCAUGGAAACCUGCCGUGCUGUGGACGUUGCGUGGACGAGCGACAGACAACUCGAAGAACUCGGCACUGACACCGUCCUUGCUCAUUUUUCCUGAGUCUCUUGCACGUCGCUUUGUCAGAAAAGGCGUCGAGCCCGUCCCCGUCGUACUCAAUCAUGUGCUCUCACACAUGAUUCAAGACAAAGAUUUAAUUCAUCUGGAGGAAUUUCAGGCCAUGUGUGAGCAGGUGUCGUUGCCAAGGUGGUUGUUUCGAACUGCUGUUGUGACUCCAGCGCGAUGGGGUCUCCAUUCGCUACACUCUCUGUGGAACGAUGAGUCGUCUACUUCCUCGGCUGCCCGCAGGAUUCCUCCAGGACCGUAUUUGCCGAUGGAAGUUUUGAAGACCAUCGCACAUGCCAUUGUCGAUUUUGUCAUGUCGGAACUGGAACCGACAGAGCGGACGUUUUGCUUGAGCCAGAACGACCAUGCGACGUGUGGUCCGCGAUUGAGCUGUUCGUUCCACGCACUUUGUCUUCGUGUGGGUGCCUCUAUCUCCGACGAGAUGGCAAUCCCGUCGAUUCUGAAGGACCUCGCGCCGACAGAAUUUGCGUGGAUUGCCAAGUAUUUAGCAUGGUCCAAGCAGGCUGUAAUCCGCGGCGAUCUACUAAAAAUCCACCGAGGGCAAAGCCCCGCGUUGGUGACUGCAGGGGACGAGAGUUUGCUGGUGCUGCAGCAUAUGAUCGCGACGUUAGAGGUUUCGAUGGCCAAGCUACAAGCAAAGAUGGACGAGACGAAAGCCAAAGCCGUGGCGCGGAAACGGGCCAACAACUUGACCGACGCGCUGGUGUAUUUGCGCCACAGUAAAACUCUCGGCGACAGCCUGGCGCAACGGCAAGCAGGGCUAUUGAAUUUGCUUCAGACAGAGCAUCAACUUCGAGACAUGCAUGUUCAAGCCCUGGUCGUCGACGGGUACAAGGUUGCUUCUGCGAGCAUGCACCAUGUCCGGGACUCGCUCGGUCUGACCGCGAACGCGGUCGACGACGCAGUCGCCGAGUGGCAAAUCGUGGCAGAUGAAGCAUCGCAGAUCGAUGUCUUGCUCUCGUCCACAGCGCCUGGCGUCGCGUUCGACGACGAUGCCCUGGCGGCCGAGUUGGAGGCACUCAGCAACGUCGCUCCCGAGACGACUGCAUCGAAUGUUGCCGACUCCGUUGCAGAGGAAGCUAUUCAUCUACCAAAACCUGCCCAAUCCCCCGUGCAUGAUGGUGGCGUCCACGCCCUUGCAACGCGAGUGGCACAGUUGAAUAUGUCUAAAUGAUCCAUUGAUGACGGUGUGGUUGGAUGGCCACUCCUACUCUGGCUACCGGGUUGCUGCUCCUUAUGCGAUUUCAAUCUUGGUGCCGCGCCGAAUCUCGCCCCACCCAAUCAGUCGCCAAUGCUUGUCAAUUCGGCGACUCAACGCAAUCUUUUCGCCUUCUUGUGUACACACGGGCUGCGUCAGGACAAUCUUGGCCAAAUCUGCCCUCACGGCAUGAAUCUUGGCGCCACUCGUGGUCGACCCAAUGUUAAUCAUGAGGACUUCGGCCUUGGUGAGCUUCUCGACGCGCGACCCCUUCGACCCUUCCGUCGUUUUGACACCGAGGAGACGCCGAAGGAGGUAAAAGUUGAUUUCGAGCUCUGUAAACACGUCAGGCAGGCUGCCCUUCAACCCCAACACUUGGCCGACCAACCGAUCCGACCGCGUCAGGGUUGGGUCGAUCAGCGUGCCGACACCAAUGAGCCCACCGGGCACGGCGUACUGCAAGUCGUUCUUUUCGGCCUUCAACGACACGAUGCGGCUGAAAAUGGGCGUGCAGUUGACCUUGCCAUCGUCGUCCUUGGAGAAAAUACCUGGUCGCACUUCAAUUUCGUCACCGAGACGGAGCACCCCUUGCAGGAUCGAACCACCAGCAACUCCGCCUUCCAACGACUCGACGUCCUGUCCUGGUUUGUUGACGUCGAACGAACGAAUAACAAUCAGCUUGGGCUUGCUCGUAAAGUCACGAAGCGGAAUCGGGAUGUUUCGGACAAUGUGUUCGCACACCAAGUCGAUGUUAUACUUGAGCACGGCGGAAAUCGGGAUGAUCGGAGCGUUGGCAGCAACCGUCCCCGCGACAAACUGCUUCACUUGCUCGUGCUGCGCUUUCGCCGCAUCCGGCUUGAUCAAGUCGACCUUGUUCUGGAGAAUAAUGAUGUUUUGCAAGCGCAUGAUUUCGACGGCAGCCAAGUGUUCCGACGUUUGGGGCUGCGGGCACACUUCGUUACCUGCAAUCAGCAACAACGCGGCGUCCAUGACAGCAGCACCGUUCAACAUCGUCGCCAUGAGAAUAUCGUGACCGGGACAAUCCACAAAACUGACGUGGCGCUGGAGAGCCCACGUCACACCCUUGUCGUCGGUAAAUCUGUCGGGUUUAGAACUGCCAAAUGCAGAGUACAUGGGGCCAGCGGGGGCCGCCGGGGCUGCAGCGACGUCAUCCGACGCAGCAACCUUCGGUGCUUGUGGUUCCGAUCGGUAGAUCUUGGCAUUGGCAUACCCAAGCUUGAUCGUAAUGUUACGUUCCAAUUCGUUCUUGAAUCGAACGGUUUGAACACCCGAAAUUGCUUUCACGACCGUGGAUUUACCGUGGGCGACAUGACCGAUCGUCCCAAUGUUGAUGGUCGCUUGACGAGAGAUCACGUCAGGCGUCAGUGGAGUCAACGUCUUCACGUCUAGCGUGGUCAAGUCCUGCACAGCGAGGGCGGCCUGUGUGGUCGUCGUCAUGAUGGCGGCGCCGCUGAAGAUCAAGUUCUGACAGCCCCACCUCAACCACUGAA